Molecule: messenger RNA, 665 nt
Organism: Durusdinium trenchii
Lineage: Eukaryota; Dinophyceae; Suessiales; Symbiodiniaceae
Source: the annotation of a GenBank genome assembly
UUCAAGCCAAGUGACCUUUCUUUUCGCAAACCCUUUUGGCUCAAAGUAGUAGAAAACCGCCCUGGGCGGACUUGAAGGGCAUGGGCAAGAAGCAAAAAGAAAUCGUCGAAGCGGAAGAGGAGGAGGAAGAGGUCGAGGAGAAACCUCAGAAAAAAGCAAAGAUUGAGGUUGCUGAGACAACCAUUGAGAAGGAAUUUGAGGACCCUGCUCUUGACAACGAUGAGGGCGAGCCAACCAUCCAUUCGGUGUCCAUCGGUGGUCUUAGCUUUGACACGACUCGACAGACCGUGCGGAAGGCUGUGAAGAAGUUUGGGAAAGUGGUCACUGUGCGUCGAUGGGUUCGCGGCGCUCCUCGCCGAGCUGAUGUGUCCUUUUCCACAGCAGAGGAAAUGGACGCUGCCAUUGAAGGUUUGCAGGGGCAGGAGAUUGAUGGCAGAGAAGUCAAAGUCAAAAAGACUCCCCAGGAAGGAGAGGAAGCCCCCAAGAAGAAGGGCAAGGGCAAAGGCAAAGGUAAAGGCAAGGGCAAAGGAAAAGGAAAAGGGAAAGGCAAAGGAAAAGGUGGUGGUGGGCGAGGCUGAGUGCUUUGUACAUAUGAGCCUCACAUUUCGUUCCUAAAGCAAGGGCAUCAGCUUACUCAGAUUGGUCAAGGUCUUCAUUUGUACCGC